AUGAUUACUGCCUCUUUACCCCGGGAUGUGCCUGGUAAUAUAGAGGUAUUUAGGAGUAAUAAGGAUACAAUUCCAUGUGGGGACUUUGACAGCAGCGAUGAUGAGCCUUUGGCUGAAAAAGCAAAGAGAAGUCGUCGUCAACAGCCAGAUCAGCCAGUAUGGCGUACGUGUUCACCAACAUACUCUACUACAACUCAAGAAAGAACUGAAGUUAUAGCUAGACAGAAACUAGUAAAAGAACAAUUUCAAGAUCUUACCCCAGUACAAAUAUUUGAAAAAAUAUUUGAUGAUGAAGUGAUUAGCUUGAUAAUUACAAACACAAUUUUAUAUGCUAAUCAAAACAAUAGACACACCUUUCAACUGGACUCUGUUGACUUGAAAAAGUUUAUAGGCAUAUUGAUACUAUCUGGGUAUCAUAAGUUACCCAGAGAAGAUUUGUAUUGGUCUUAUGAUGAAGACGUAGGUGUCGAAAUGGUAUCGAGAUCCAUGCCAAGACAAAGAUUUCGGGAUAUAAAAAAGAAUCUUCAUUUUGUAAACAACGACGAAGCAAGUAGUACCAGGGAUAAAAUGUUUAAAAUUCGGCCAUUAGCUGAUAUUCUAAUAAAUAAAUUUCUUCAGUGGGGUGUGAUGCACGACAAUAUUUCAAUUGAUGAAUCCAUGGUAAAAUAUUUUGGCCACCAUCCUGCUAAGCAGUUUAUCCGAGGAAAACCAGUGCGGUUUGGCUAUAAAAACUGGGUAGCAGCAACUUUUAUAAAAUGUUAA
Vanessa tameamea is the source of this 762-nucleotide messenger RNA. Its product is annotated as piggyBac transposable element-derived protein 3-like. NCBI's taxonomy places the organism in Eukaryota, Metazoa, Arthropoda, Insecta, Lepidoptera, Nymphalidae. The record is from RefSeq and is a predicted model, not a curated record. Gene Ontology annotation, molecular function: sequence-specific DNA binding. The coding region runs from base 1 to 762 and encodes 253 amino acids. The transcript has a single exon.